AUGAUCAGCUUGUGGAAGUUCUUCUUGCUCCUCCUCACCCUCUCUCUGGCUCUGGCGGCCAGCCAAGACCCCAGUAGCAAUGAGAUGAAGGUGUUGAGGACACUGACCCCGGUCAACGUCACGAACGCCAACGUGAGGCAGAGUCUGUGGUUUGCCAUGCAAGAGUACAACAAGCACAGUGAGGACAAGCAUGUCUUCCUGGUGACCAAGAUACUGCAAGCCCAGCUACAGAUCACCGACCGUUUGGAAUACCUCAUCGAUGCUGAGAUCGCCCGCAGCACUUGCAGAAAGCCCGUGAGUGAAGACGAAGGUUGUAUGAUUGAAAAGAACGCCAAACUGGGGAAGAAAUUAUAUUGCAACUUCUGGGUAAGAACGCUUCCCUGGAAUGGCGAAUUCACUGUGAUAGAGGAACACUGCAAGGACGUGUGA
Lepus europaeus (European hare) is the source of this 429-nucleotide messenger RNA. It is a transcript of the gene CST8, whose product is annotated as cystatin 8. Gene Ontology annotation, cellular component: cytoplasm; extracellular region; cell surface. Gene Ontology annotation, molecular function: cysteine-type endopeptidase inhibitor activity. The transcript is spliced from 3 exons. The record is from RefSeq and is a predicted model, not a curated record. Lineage: Eukaryota; Metazoa; Chordata; Mammalia; Lagomorpha; Leporidae. The coding region runs from base 1 to 429 and encodes 142 amino acids.